Olea europaea var. sylvestris is the source of this 1269-nucleotide messenger RNA. Its product is annotated as NAC transcription factor 32-like. The transcript is spliced from 3 exons. Gene Ontology annotation, biological process: regulation of DNA-templated transcription. The record is from RefSeq and is a predicted model, not a curated record. The coding region runs from base 154 to 1149 and encodes 331 amino acids. Gene Ontology annotation, molecular function: DNA binding. NCBI's taxonomy places the organism in Eukaryota, Viridiplantae, Streptophyta, Magnoliopsida, Lamiales, Oleaceae.
AGCGGAGCCGACGGAAGCAGUGACAUGUCUUCCACGUGGUGUCCCCUGAUUAGUCUGUCGACAUCAGCUACCACCCCCUCACGGCCCAAUUUAUAUUUUGUGAAUUUUCAUAUGGGAUCAAGUGCAAUGUCCCGCGUGCUAUAAACUUUGUACAUGCACCGCUUAUAUAAAGGAAGAUUGAGGCUCCAAAUUCUUCGUUUCAGAACUCAGACAACCUUUUCAAUUUGGAAAGUUAGAGAAAAUCAGAGAGAGUUUAAAGAGAAAAGGCUAAUGAACGGUGGUGAUCAACAGUUGAAUUUACCGGCGGGGGUUCGGUUCCAUCCGACGGAUGAGGAGCUCGUGGUGCACUACCUCUGCCGUAAAUGUGCCGGGCAGCCAAUCGCCGUCCCAAUUAUAGCUGACCUCGAUCUUUAUAAAUUUGACCCUUGGGAUCUUCCUGGUAUGGCUUUGUAUGGCGAAAAAGAGUGGUACUUCUUUUCUCCAAGAGACAGGAAGUAUCCCAAUGGUUCACGGCCGAACCGGGCAGCUCGGACGGGGUACUGGAAGGCCACCGGAGCUGAUAAGCCAGUCGGGAAGCCAAAGCCACUGUGCAUAAAGAAGGCUUUGGUGUUCUAUGCAGGAAAAGCUCCCAGAGGACUCAAAACCAACUGGAUUAUGCAUGAAUAUCGCCUAGCCAAUGUUGAUAGAUCUGCCGGGAAGAAAAACAAUUCUAGGCUUGAUGAUUGGGUGUUGUGCCGACUAUACAACAAGAAAGGUACUCUUGAAAAGCAUUGCAUUAAUGUUGAUCAAAAGACAUCGCAAAAUUCCUAUAGUAAAGAACAGAAGCCGAAACUGGAUGGUUUCGUAUAUAAUAGGACGGUAACACAAGGGCAGCCGGCCCUAGCACCGCGAUUAGUCAAGGAUGCCCACUUGCAUUCUGAAGCGUCCGAUUCAGUCCCUAAGUUACAUACCAACUCGAGUAGCUCUGAGCAUGCGUUAUCUCUCGAGUUCAUGGGUGAUAAGAAGGUCCAAAGUGAACCGACGUGGAACGAUUAUCGGCUUAAUUACAAGGAUGGGUUCCAAUAUGAUCCUUUCGUGUCUCAAAUGCAGUACGAUGAUCAAUAUUCUUUGUUCGACAACGCGUUCAUGUACAUGCAGAAGCCCUUUUGAUCAGGGGAACAUUUCACCAGUUGUAGAAUGUAAUACUGUACAUUCAUUAGUUAGAUAAAAUGUUUGCUUAAGUAGAUUGUACAGAACAAUUUUAAGAAUUAUAUUGCUUAGUUUUGUCCA